Messenger RNA from Nannospalax galili (Upper Galilee mountains blind mole rat), 8447 nucleotides. RefSeq names its product SOS Ras/Rac guanine nucleotide exchange factor 1 (gene Sos1). Gene Ontology annotation, biological process: Ras protein signal transduction; positive regulation of GTPase activity. The record is from RefSeq and is a predicted model, not a curated record. Bases 68 to 4072 code for a protein of 1334 amino acids. Lineage: Eukaryota; Metazoa; Chordata; Mammalia; Rodentia; Spalacidae. The transcript is spliced from 24 exons. Gene Ontology annotation, molecular function: protein heterodimerization activity; guanyl-nucleotide exchange factor activity. Gene Ontology annotation, cellular component: plasma membrane.
CCCUCUCGCGGCUCCCGGGCCGGCCGCCGCCGCCCCACUCCCCGCCCCGCGGCGCCCCGGGGGCACCAUGCAGGCGCAGCAGCUGCCCUACGAGUUUUUCAGCGAGGAGAAUGCACCCAAGUGGCGGGGGCUGCUGGUGCCGGCGCUGAAAAAGGUUCAGGGGCAAGUUCAUCCUACUCUUGAGUCUAAUGAUGAUGCUCUUCAGUAUGUUGAAGAAUUAAUUUUGCAGUUAUUAAAUAUGCUCUGCCAAGCUCAGCCCCGGAGUGCUUCAGAUGUAGAGGAACGUGUUCAAAAAAGUUUCCCUCAUCCAAUUGAUAAGUGGGCAAUAGCUGAUGCCCAAUCGGCUAUUGAAAAGAGGAAGAGAAGAAACCCUUUAUCUCUCCCAGUAGAAAAAAUUCAUCCUUUAUUAAAGGAGGUCCUAGGUUAUAAAAUCGACCACCAGGUUUCUGUUUACAUAGUAGCAGUAUUAGAAUAUAUUUCUGCUGAUAUUUUAAAGCUGGUGGGGAAUUAUGUAAGAAAUAUACGGCAUUAUGAAAUUACGAAACAAGAUAUUAAAGUGGCAAUGUGUGCUGAUAAGGUAUUGAUGGAUAUGUUUCAUCAAGAUGUAGAAGAUAUAAAUAUAUUAUCUUUAACUGAUGAAGAGCCUUCCACCUCAGGAGAACAAACUUACUAUGAUUUGGUAAAAGCAUUUAUGGCAGAAAUUCGACAAUAUAUAAGAGAACUAAACCUAAUUAUAAAAGUUUUUAGAGAGCCCUUUGUCUCUAAUUCCAAAUUGUUUUCAUCUUAUGAUGUAGAAAACAUAUUUAGUCGUAUAGUGGAUAUACAUGAACUUAGUAUAAAGUUACUGGGCCAUAUAGAAGACACUGUAGAAAUGACAGAUGAAGGCAGUCCCCAUCCAUUAGUAGGAAGCUGUUUUGAAGACUUAGCAGAGGAACUGGCAUUUGACCCAUAUGAAUCAUAUGCUCGAGAUAUUUUACGACCAGGAUUUCAUGACCGUUUCCUUAGUCAGUUAUCAAAGCCUGGGGCAGCACUUUAUUUGCAGUCAAUAGGGGAAGGUUUCAAAGAAGCUGUUCAGUAUGUUUUACCCCGGCUGCUUCUUGCCCCUGUGUACCACUGUCUGCAUUACUUUGAACUCCUGAAGCAGUUAGAAGAAAAGAGUGAAGAUCAAGAAGACAAGGAAUGUUUGAAACAAGCAAUAACAGCUUUGCUCAAUGUUCAAAGUGGUAUGGAAAAAAUAUGUUCUAAAAGCCUUGCAAAACGAAGACUGAGUGAAUCUGCAUGUCGGUUUUAUAGCCAACAAAUGAAGGGGAAACAACUAGCGAUCAAGAAAAUGAACGAGAUUCAGAAGAAUAUUGAUGGUUGGGAAGGGAAAGACAUUGGACAGUGUUGCAAUGAAUUUAUAAUGGAAGGAACUCUUACACGUGUAGGAGCCAAACAUGAGAGACACAUAUUUCUCUUUGAUGGCUUAAUGAUCUGCUGUAAAUCAAAUCAUGGACAGCCAAGACUACCUGGUGCUAGCAAUGCAGAAUAUCGUCUGAAAGAAAAGUUUUUUAUGCGAAAGGUACAAAUUAAUGAUAAAGAUGACACCAGUGAAUACAAGCAUGCUUUUGAAAUAAUUCUGAAAGAUGAAAAUAGUGUUAUAUUUUCUGCCAAGUCAGCUGAAGAGAAAAACAACUGGAUGGCAGCAUUGAUAUCUUUACAGUACCGGAGUACACUGGAAAGAAUGCUUGAUGUAACAAUGCUACAGGAAGAGAAGGAGGAGCAGAUGAGGCUGCCUAGUGCUGAUGUAUAUAGGUUUGCAGAACCUGACUCUGAGGAGAAUAUUAUAUUUGAAGAGAACAUGCAGCCCAAGGCUGGAAUUCCAAUCAUCAAAGCAGGAACUGUUGUUAAACUUAUAGAGAGACUUACAUACCAUAUGUAUGCAGAUCCCAAUUUUGUUCGGACAUUUCUUACAACAUACAGAUCCUUUUGUAAACCUCAAGAAAUUCAGUUUUUGAUGCUUGAAAAAUUUGAAAUACCAGAGCCUGAGCCAACAGAAGCUGAUCGCAUAGCUAUAGAGAAUGGAGAUCAGCCCCUAAGUGCAGAACUGAAAAGGUUUAGAAAAGAAUAUAUACAGCCUGUACAACUGAGAGUGUUAAAUGUAUGCCGGCACUGGGUGGAGCACCACUUUUAUGAUUUUGAAAGAGAUGCAGAUCUUUUACAAAGAAUGGAAGAAUUUAUUGGAACAGUAAGAGGUAAAGCAAUGAAAAAAUGGGUUGAAUCCAUCACUAAGAUAAUCCAAAGGAAAAAAAUUGCAAGAGACAAUGGACCAGGUCAUAAUAUUACAUUUCAAAGUUCACCUCCCACAGUUGAGUGGCACAUAAGCAGACCUGGGCAUAUAGAGACUUUUGACUUGCUCACCUUACACCCAAUAGAAAUUGCUCGACAGCUUACUUUACUUGAAUCUGAUCUAUACCGAGCUGUGCAGCCAUCAGAAUUAGUUGGAAGUGUGUGGACAAAAGAAGACAAAGAAAUUAAUUCUCCCAAUCUUCUGAAAAUGAUACGACACACCACCAAUCUUACUCUGUGGUUUGAAAAAUGUAUUGUAGAAACUGAAAAUUUAGAAGAAAGAGUAGCUGUGGUGAGUCGAAUAAUUGAGAUUCUACAAGUCUUUCAAGAGUUGAACAAUUUCAAUGGUGUCCUUGAAGUUGUCAGUGCUAUGAACUCAUCACCUGUUUACAGGCUAGACCACACAUUUGAGCAAAUACCAAGUAGACAAAAGAAAAUUUUAGAAGAAGCUCAUGAAUUGAGUGAAGAUCACUAUAAGAAAUAUUUGGCAAAACUCAGGUCUAUUAAUCCACCGUGUGUGCCUUUCUUUGGAAUUUAUCUCACUAAUAUCUUGAAAACAGAAGAAGGCAACCCUGAAGUCCUAAAAAGACAUGGAAAAGAACUUAUCAACUUUAGCAAAAGAAGGAAAGUGGCAGAAAUAACAGGAGAGAUCCAGCAGUACCAAAAUCAGCCUUACUGUUUACGAGUAGAAUCAGACAUCAAAAGGUUCUUUGAAAACUUGAAUCCAAUGGGAAAUAGCAUGGAGAAAGAAUUUACAGACUACCUUUUCAACAAAUCCCUAGAAAUAGAACCACGAAACCCUAAGCCUCUCCCAAGAUUUCCAAAAAAAUACAGCUAUCCCCUAAAAUCUCCUGGUGUUCGUCCAUCGAACCCAAGACCAGGAACUAUGAGGCACCCCACACCUCUGCAGCAGGAGCCAAGAAAAAUCAGUUAUAGUCGGAUCCCUGAAAGUGAAACAGAAAGUACAGCAUCCGCACCAAAUUCUCCGAGAACACCGCUGACACCUCCUCCUGCUUCUGGUGCUUCCAGUACCACAGAUGUUUGCAGUGUGUUUGAUUCCGACCAUUCAACAAGCCCUUUUCACUCAAGCAGCGAUACCGUCUUUAUCCAAGUUACACUGCCCCAUGGUCCAAGAUCUGCUUCAGUAUCAUCUAUAAGUUUGACCAAAGGCACUGAUGAAGUGCCUGUCCCCCCUCCUGUUCCUCCUCGAAGACGACCAGAAUCUGCCCCAGUGGAAUCUUCGCCAUCUAAGAUUAUGCCUAAGCACUUGGACAGUCCCCCAGCUAUUCCUCCCAGGCAACCCACAUCAAAAGCCUAUUCACCACGAUAUUCAGUAUCAGACCGGACCUCUAUAUCAGACCCUCCUGAAAGCCCUCCCUUGUUGCCACCACGAGAACCUGUGAGGACACCUGAUGUUUUCUCAAGCUCACCACUACAUCUCCAACCUCCCCCUUUGGGCAAAAAGAGUGACCAUGGCAAUGCCUUCUUCCCAAACAGCCCUUCCCCCUUUACACCACCACCUCCUCAAACCCCUUCUCCUCAUGGCACAAGAAGGCACCUGCCAUCACCACCACUGACACAAGAAGUGGACCUCCAUUCCAUUGCUGGGCCACCUGUUCCUCCACGACAAAGCACUUCUCAGCAUAUCCCUAAACUCCCUCCAAAAACUUACAAAAGGGAGCACACGCAUCCAUCCAUGCACAGAGAUGGACCACCACUGUUGGAGAAUGCCCACUCUUCCUGAGUUCCUCUAUACUGGGAUGUACAGUUUCUUAGCCCCGAAUCCAUUGCUGGCAAUGGAUGCACUGAACAUGCCAGCACUGAGGAGUUAAAAUGAGAACUCCGAACACUAAUGACUCUACUUCAAGAUGUAGUAUAAGACAAUGAAUUUUAACCUACACAUAAUUACAAAAUGAAAUGAGUAUUCCAAUUUAGAAUAUGGAAAGACUGAGCUAGAGGAAUUGGACAACUGACCUGAAAAUCACAUGAAGGGACUUUUCUGGCCAAUAGGCAAGAGUCUUCAUUUUGUGAAGUGAUCUUUAUCAUUAAAGGGAUGGAAAACAGUCUGAUGUCUAGCAGGCCCACAUGAUGACAGUUUUUUAAUUAAAGAUGUUAAUGCACUUUUUAAGAAUCUUAAACAGGGAUCUUACUAUCCUCCUUUGUUUUCCUUUGCUUUACUCUUCUACUUUAGAAUAUUUUCGUAAAAAUCAUUCAAAGGACUGUGAGGAAAGGCUGUGGUACCUGACCUUGUUGAAAUCAAGGCCCAGCACUGUAUUACAGUCCUGUUUACAGAUUAUUACAAUGAAUUGAAUGGGUACCGAGGCUUCACCAAAGAGGUACUUUUUUGUUGUUGUUAUUGUUUUAAGAUAAUUAUACCAAUUUAAAGAACAUUGCCUGCCCCCCCCAACACAAAUAAAUUGUGGUGGUGUUGCCUUCAAGAAGUUUUGUGUCAUUAAUAUGACAGAAGAAUUGCUUAAAAAUGCAAUCGUCAAGUAUACUAUUUACAUUUAGGAGACUGUUAAUCUAAGCUAGAUUGUCCUUUUUUCUCCCUUGUCCCACAAAGGUUUACUGGUAAUAUGUGUCCUGGCUUGUAGCUGUCCCUCUAACCGUACCAUGGAAAUGCAGGCAUCCAAUGUGAAAAGGAGCACUUGCUGGGCUCACUGACACCAUCUAUGUUUUACUAAUAGUCCAAUAGUCAACAUACCUAGAAUUCCUUGCAAUGCCUAAAUCAUGUGUAUAUAGUGAAUGUUAUAUAAUAUACCUGGCAGGUCUGUUUCUAUUUAAUUGAAUAAAGAUACAAAUACUUUGUUUGGCUGGCAUAUAUUAAAUUAUUAUGUGGCAAAAAUGGUUGAUCUUAUUUCUUUCUGUUGAAAAACAUACAAACACUAAGCAUAAAAGCACAUGUUGUGGUACGGCUUGGCUUCUAGUUCUGGAUAUAUGUUACAGAAUGAUCUAAAGUUAGAGUUUGGCAUGUGGGAAGAUAUUGGAUAAAAAUAGGAUGGGUGUCCUUUAAGCAGAACCUUGUAGGUUUUUAAAUUUCCUAAGCAACAUGUAUACAGUUCGUUAAGGUUUUAUGGAACAUUCUGCCUUGCUUAAGGCCCUUCUGCUCUAUCAGAGGAACUCCUUGUAACCCAUCUACCUGCAUCAUUGGUAUCAUAUGAUUAUUCAUUAAGCCUAUGUACUGUGACUGAAAUGCAUGCAACUCGUUGAAGAGAAAAAGUUUUAUUAAUCUCCACUAUGUGAAUUGUGCAGUAUUCCAUCCUUAAAGAGUCAUCAAUUCAUCAGUAUCUGCAUGUGUCCUCUGAAUAAUGAAGCAACAUUUCAGUAAUUCUGUUAACUAUGUUGUGAGAGACAUUUUUAGAAGUGCUACAUCAUGAUGGAAACCUAGAUGUUAAUAAUUUCCUGUGAUAUUUAUUAGAGCAUUAAAUGUACACCACAAUAGUACAGUAUAUAGUCCUUUAAGACCAGAAAACACAUUAACUGCACCAUCAUUAAGCAGUCCAUCCUGUCAUCUCCUUAUUUAUUUGUUAAGGGUUGAACCUUUUUUGUUUAAUAUCUAUACCAUUCCUAUGAUAGCCAUUCUUCUCUUGGUAAAAUGUUUCCUCUUUUAAAAGUGUCCUCAAAAGUUCAUUUCAAAUCCCCUCUUGGAUGUGGUGUCCAUAAGACCAUUCAUUCAACAAAUAUUUAAGCGGACUUUACUAGUGCUGCUACAUACAGUUAAUUAUGGUACACAUUCCAGAAUCUCCCAUGACUUUUAAUUGGGCCAGCCUAACUGUCCCUAGGAUUUCCCUUUUUAUGGCUUAUUGCUCACCUUUUUAUCAUCCCAUCCCUAUUUCAACUGAGAACCCAAGAAAAGCCACAUUGGAGCCCAUUCCAUUCAUACUCUGGCAAGUAUGUUCCUACUUCAACUGAGAACCCAAGAAAAGCCACAUUGGAGCCCAUUCCAUUCAGUAUCUCUGGCAAGUAUGUUCAUUCAACAAGUGACCCCAUUCUAUCUUGCCUGAGCCUACAAGGAAGGGAACACUCAGAUUUGGAGUUCUGAUCAUACUUCUCCCAAAAGGAACCAUUUUUUUAUCCCGUGGUUCUAGGAGACCACUUCACUGUGCAGCCAUUUUAUAUGCAUUGUGGAUAGAGGAUAUUUUUAUUCUCAAGUGUAACAUUUGGGUAAAAAUAUUUUCUGUAGUGGUAAGUGAUUUUAAAAAUUCCAAUUGGAUGUCCUUAGGUGGAAGCAAGAAAACUAUAUCCUUCUUCUCAUGUGAAACAUUAGCUGACAAAUUUUCUUAGUCAUAACUAAAAUAUACUUAAUCAGGGACAAAAAGUGGCAGAAGAUACAUGCAUUGUUACAAAACUCUGCAUUUGAAUCCAGGACAUUAUAAAGCUGUCAGUGCAUCAAAAUUUGGCUAACUACAUUCCAAAAUGUGGAACAUUUCUUUGAAAAGUGGAAAUAUUUGAGAAUGAUCAAUUAGCCUUGGGUCACAAAGUAAAGGGAAUUUUUCAAAACUGAAUUUACUUAUUGGGCUCUUAACCAGUAAAAUAGAAAUGCUUUUCACAUAUAAGCACUUUUUAAAGUAGGAAUAAAUCAGUACAUGUUUCCAAUUUUAUUAAAAAGACAGGUUAUUUACUCUUCUUAGUCCUUUAAAUGUAUUUUAAGACUACAAAUGACAAAUACUGAAAGUCUGCUUAAUUUAAAUUUUUUUUGCUUAAGUGAGGGUUAUUAGGCAUCAAAUUCUGAGCUUAGUCAUCUCUGACUCGGGAUGUUUCAAUGGAUCUGAGUGGAGCAAAGAGUCUGCCACAUGACACAAUCAGCAAAAAGUCUACUAAAGUACUAUUUCAGUUUGAGGCUGUACUAUGGGUCUAAAUUCUUCCUUCAGGAUUUUUUCAUAAACAGAAUUACUUUAUAAAAACCAGAAAGUGGUAUUUAUUAUCAUGAUUUUAUGAUUAAGUUUAGCUCACUUAAGAGUUGUUUCAUUAUCUUAAUAGGUGUCCUAAAUUCAGGGUAUUUAGUGGCUCAACAAAGCAAAUGGGGAGUUGUCCCAACUAGUGUACAUACAGAACACCUUUGCUUCCCUCAGAUUUGGAAGCAAUGGAACCAUUUCUUUCUUGAGAUUUUGCUGCUGUGGAUAGGUUUACAUGUUAUUUUGACCUAUAUUAUGUGACUUGCACAAAUGUAGGUCCUGUUGUAUUGCACAUUAAUCUUUAUCAGUAAGUACAUAUCACAAGGUUACGGUCAGUUUGGCUGAAAGAGAAUUAUGUGGUAAAAUUAUAAGGGAAAGUGACUAUUCAGUGUUUUACUUUCAUUUGAAAUAGUACUAACUUUUAAAAUAAUGUCAUAGUCCCUUAUACAAGAAACUGAAAUAUUUUGAGUUCUAAUUUAGAAAAGAAUGAAGUCUACAUGAUAAAUCUAAACAGCAAAAGCACUUGUAACUUCUUUUAUAAGUUUCAUGCCUUAUUUCCCAUUUUUGAUACCAUAAAGUGCAUUUUCUGUCAACUGUGAGCAAAUUUCCCUUUUGCCUUUAAUGACAAUAGUGCAUUAAGUAGCCAGUUGCUGUAAAAUUAUAAAGCAAGUUAGCUAAAGGUGGGUCACAUUGAACAACCACUCAGUGAAUCAAGAUGCAUAGAAAAUGGAAGUUACCAUGUGGUGUGGCUUAGAGUGUGCACCUGUGCCAGAUGCAUGCCACUUUCAGUAGCUGCCAGAUGUGCCUUUUACUAAGAACAUCUCUGAUUUUUUUCUUCAGAUCAAGUCAGCAUUUGGGGGUGGGAUUAGGGCAAGGGAUUUGGGGGCACAAAAGCUGGUGAAACCACCAGAGAAUUUGUUUGUCAAAGUGACAUGUAUAAUUUUAGUUGAUGUGUCUGUGUAUAUAUGUGUAUUUGCCUUUGUUUAGUAGCACGAUUAUUUGCUAAAAUAAUUGUCAGAAAAAAUGCUCUGUCAGUCUUACUUUGAUGUAAGAACAAAGUGUGGUCUAUACAUCUAAUACAGCCUUUGUACCUAACCAUGUUCAUAGGUAAUCUUUGUACUCUGUGUGCAGCAGUAUUUUGUUUGAGUUCAAAGUGAAAAUAAUAGCUGUUAUUUUUCUGGCAUUACUAAGAUAAACCGAAAAAUAAUAAAGAAAAAUGCCUUA